Aphanomyces invadans is the source of this 3857-nucleotide messenger RNA. RefSeq names its product serine/threonine protein kinase. The transcript is spliced from 12 exons. NCBI's taxonomy places the organism in Eukaryota, Oomycota, Saprolegniomycetes, Saprolegniales, Verrucalvaceae. Gene Ontology annotation, molecular function: ATP binding; protein kinase activity; protein binding. The record is from RefSeq and is a predicted model, not a curated record. Bases 20 to 3745 code for a protein of 1241 amino acids. Gene Ontology annotation, biological process: protein phosphorylation.
GCGUCGUUGUGUUGCAAGCAUGAGCAAGGAAGUCAGCCUGUAUAUAGCAGCGCGACUUGGACAGAUUCAAGAUGUCAAAAUGUACUUGGCGCAAGGUGCAAACGUCAACUGGACAAACCUUGAAAACAAUGGAUGGACGCCGCUACAUGCUGCAUCGGAGCGUGGAUACGUGGAAAUUGUGAAGAUUCUUGUCGACAACGGCGCCAACGUGAAUGCGACAGAUACCUUUUUUGGAAACACGUCACUCCACGAAGCGUCGCAGCAUGGACGCGUCGACGUCGUCAAGAUCCUUCUGGACAACGGCGCAAAUGCAAACGCGCCAAACCUUUAUGAUGGAAGCACGCCACUCCACAGUGCCGCCUCGUCGUGCUUUGAGCACGCUGCGGACGCGGUCGAGUGGCUGUUGGACGCCGGGGCGUCCUUGUCCACACGGAACAAGAGUGGCAUGUCUGCUCGAGACGUGGCCGCCGAAAAGAACAGACGUGCGGCUUUGGCUGCGUUGGACAGAUGGACAAAGGGAGCAGCGCUUUUCCAUGCCGCGAAAAGUGGACUCGUCCGUGAAGUCCUGACUUGUUUGGCUCAAGGUGCCAACGUCAACUGGCGCAACAAAGCCGAGCAAGGAUGGACUGCGUUGCAAAUCGCGUGGACGUGCGGGCACGUGGACGUCGUUCAGGCACUCCUCGACGCCAAAGCUGACGUCAACACGACGGAUGAAGAUGGCCAUACUCCCGUCCACAUCGCGUCCAGUAAUGGAAAACACGCCGUCGUCAAGCCCCUCGUGCUGUGCGGCGCCAAAAACGACCCACCCAGCACGCUUCGAGACCUUCCAUGUCACGAGGUCCCUGGUCACGUCGAACCGGCAUUGCAUGCCAAGGCGAACGCAUCGGCGAGAAUGGAGGACGGCAUAUAUGCUCAAGUUGUGGCUGAGGCUGUGAUGGCGCUUGAUCAGGAUGCACAGGUACAGCAUGAUCACGCCGACAGAUUCAAUGCCGGCAUGGACUGCCAGGCACUGGUCGCCCGUUCCAUCGACUGUUUCUGCGCGGGUCAGCACGACUUGGCCGUGCAAAUCGCCAACGAAGCGCUUGCGACGCUGGGAAUUGCUAAGUCCGCGUGGGUAUGGAUCGGAGAGAAUUUGCGCGGUCGCGGUCAGUACGAACAAGCUCUUGCGGCGUACGUGAUGGGCCAACAAGUCGAUCCGAGUGAUGUGGAUUGCAUUGUCGGCAUGGAAGACGUCCGCGAUACGAUCCAAGUCGCCAAAGUGUUUAACCACAACAUGCUUCAACUUCUUGCCAAAGAUCGCCGCAUGCGCGAGUAUUUGAAGGACAAGGCAUUUGUGUCUCGAUUGAAUUCAAUUCAAGCAGAUCCGACCCAAUACGACCCGCAGGACAAACGCCUCGCCCAUGUGUUUGAAUACCUUCACGACCGUGGCGGGAUACCGCCUCCACACGUGCCACCCUCCGUCGCACCUCUGACGGAUAGCUUCGAGUCAAACGGCACUCCAAUCGGCGCCAUACCCAUCAAAGAGUCGUUGACAGAGCUCACGGAAUACCUCCUAUGUCCAGGCACUCCAACCGUUUGGCGGUUGUCCAACACGUACCUCCUCAUUACGGACCUCGUGAAUGAGAGCAGCCAUUGCGUCUUCAAGGCGGAGGACCCGACCCGGCGCCACAAGCAGUUUGUGGUCAAGCUCACGGACCAAGAGGCAGAAGUCACGUUUGUGAAGCGCAUGAACGAUCGAGACGACUCGAAGCAUGUCGCCAACGUUGUCGAGUGCGUCCAAGUGUGCACCAUUCCUUUGGCAGGGCCAGCCAAAACGUGCUUUGCCCUCGUGAUGGAACAAGGAGAGCCGCUGGACACGUGCCAUCUUCGCAACCUACAGAGGCGCCCGCUGCUUGCGCUCGAGUGUGUCCAAGAUGUAGCCAAGGCGCUCCAGUUCCUCCACCGCGACCACGCCAUCAUCCAUGGCGACGUCAAGCUCGAGAAUGUUCUCUAUUUUGACCGAGCCGUCGGGUACAAGCUGAUUGACUUUGACCAGACCGUCACGAUUGGGUCGGCCAUGCGACUACACUGCACGCACGAAUACUGUCCUCCCGAGAUGGCCCGCCUCAUCUUGCAGCGCCACAACCACGUCCUGAUGGCGGCGUCGCCAACGUUUGACGUGUGGUGUUUGGGUGUGCUGAUGCUCAAGCUGUUUGUGGACGGUGGGCAUUUGGAAGAGUUUGACGGUGUGGCGGCGGGCGACGGGAUUUUGGAGAUCGUGGCCGCCCCAGGGUUUUGUUUUCGCAAGAGUCUGGCCAAGGCGUCGCAUUUGAACUCGAGGCAAAUGACAUUUCUCAUGACGUGCUUGGAGCCUGACGUGUCGAAGCGGGCGAACAACGUGAACGACAUUGUGGACAUCGCCACGUUUGAGUCUCCAACGUCGACGAUGCCACCGACUCGAUCGGCAAGCAAAGAAAGCGUGUGUGAGAUGCCAAGUGUGUGGACGAUUACGAUCGUCAACGGCAGGCGCCGCUUGCCUCGUGGGGAUGUACUCCGUGGGCUUGAGUGUCGCAUUGGGGUCGUGAACGUUGCAGGAGCGACGUCGUGCAAGUUUGACCAAGACAAAAGCAUGACUGCAUCGUGUGGAUCGGACGUAGUCGCGCUCGUGCUUCCGUUCUUCCGCGUCCUCAUGGUCUUGUUGGACGUAUUGGAUGCGCUGGAAGAUCACGGAGCGGACGUGGCGAGCUGGAAAGCACUUGCAUGGCCACCGAUCGACUCGAUCCACGCGGCUGUCGACGCUCUCGAGUCGAUUCACACGACCACAACUGUGCUUCCCAUUGAGCUAGAACUGCGUGCGCUGGACGACCGAUUGACCCAAAUGACUUGUUUGGCCAUGGAAGAAGUUGAAGCACUCCUCGCAAGUGUGACGCGAGCACUCAAGCAGUUUGCCACGAGCAGCGACACGUUGGAACGAGUGGUCGCAGUUCUCACGUGUCCUGGUGUGGCGCCGACAUGUGUGGGAGGUUUGGUGGGUCACGUCCAUCCAGCCACAGGCGUCGUUGCGUGGAAGUGCUGCGUUCAUGGCGGCGGCUUCGUCCGUGGCGGCGACAUGGCGUCGGGAGCUGUGGCCAACCCCGGUGACCUUCCCUUGUUGUGGUCGCUGGAACCAAUGGCCCAACUGGGAAGUCGCAUCAAGGAUCCCCCCAGCUUACGCCGCGACCGGUUUCGCCUCGUGUUUCAAUGCGAGUGGCGGCGCGAGUCCGCGUGCCACACGCAGCAGCACGAUGCACGAAACGAUGCCAUGUUGCAACUCUUGGGAGACUCGGACGCGAUCCGUUGCUUGUUGCCGAUGUUGAAAGUCAGCUCGUUGGUGCUGCGGGCGUUGAGUGUAGCGGCUGUGUUUGGCUUGACAUUGCACGGCCUUCGAUUCGACUAUACCAAACUCCCCCUCGGCCUGCAGACCAUCGCGGCCAUGGAAGCACUUCACGGUUCGACACGCACGCUGCACGAAUGGGAAGCUACGUUUGAGUCGAUCCUGGACCGGCUGGAUGCCGAAGACACGGACGAUGCCGAGAUGGCAAGCCAAAUGAACAAGUUGCAGAUGGCGUUGACAGCGUAUCGAGUUGCCGUCGACCCGAUCAUGAAGGACGCGUUGGCCGGCCUUGGGUUCGACUGGAAGCACGAGCGUCUCGGUGGGCUGACCCGAGUGACCCUUCCCACGGGACACAGUCGAUGGGUGUGCGAUCUGCACCGGACAAUGACGUGAUCUUUCCCCGUGCGUUGUGCACUCUACUGCGUGUGUCCUAGCGAUGGGCUGAAUGCACAUUUCGUUUCAAUAGUCGUCGUAUGCAAACCUGUCCACGCAAUCCCGUAGCGCG